GCAAUUUUUAUGGCGUCAAGGUACUUCGCCUGCAGAACCGCCAUUAGCGACUAAGAGAGAGAAAGCUAGAGAGAGAGAGAAAUGGAGCUCGACGAACACGUCUUCAUGGAGGAGUUGCUGGCUCUACGAAGAGAAGCAAAUUGGGAUGCCAUUCCAACCGAAAUCAGCGAUCUCUGCUCAACUGCUUGGAGUUUCGAUUACUGUUUCGAUCAGAGCACCGCCAAUUUCCACCAAAAUUCUUCAUCGGAGGCUCUGUCCGCUCAGAACCUCGACGAAUUCUACCAUCCUCUGGCCAGUGAGUUCUCAGUUCCACAAGUGGCCGAUUCCGCCUAUGCCGCCAUGGAAGUAGCCGCGCCUCUGCCGUUCCAAGCAGACCGUCCGAGUGCGGAGCGAGAAGGGGAAGGAGAAGUAGAGGAAGAGGAAUUAGGUUUUCUUGCGGAUGAGAUUCAGAAUAUGGAGGUUCAAGUUCAAUCGGCCUGCAAAAUGGAGCCGAAUCUAUCUCCAGAAAUCCCCGUUUUCAACAUCGGAACGUGCUCCCUCGAACGGAAGAACAGACCGAAGAAAUUGCAGGGGCAGCCAUCGAAGAACCUCAUGGCCGAGAGAAGGAGAAGGAAGCGCUUGAACGAUCGCCUCUCGAUGCUCAGAUCCAUCGUCCCGAAGAUCAGCAAGAUGGACAGAACUGCGAUUCUGGCGGAUGCAAUCGAGUACAUGAAAGAACUGCUGGAGAAGAUCGGGAAUCUGCAGAGAGAAGUGGAUCGGUCGAAUCAGACGAAUUCAUUCAACGACACAAAACCGAGCGAAUUCGUAGUGAGGAAUUCACCAAAAUUUGAGGUGGAAAGUGGAAACGGGAGCACGAGGAUCGAGAUUUGCUGCGCAGCGAAACCAGGAUUGCUAUUAUCAACGGUGAAUACGAUUGAAGCAUUGGGGCUUGAGAUUCAACAGUGCGUAAUUAGCUGCUUCAAUGACUUCGCAUUGCAGGCCACUUGUUCUGAGGAACUGAAGCAGAAAGCAGAACGGAAGCCUGGAGAAUUGAAGGAAGCUUUAUUUAGGAAUGCAGGCUAUGGAGGAAGAUGCUUGUAGAAAUUAAUUUUUUUAAUUUUAUUUAAUGUGGUAAUGUUCUUAAUUAGUAAUCAAAUCUCUGUAAUUUAUUGA
This is a messenger RNA of Momordica charantia (bitter melon), 1152 nucleotides long. RefSeq names its product transcription factor bHLH93. The record is from RefSeq and is a predicted model, not a curated record. Gene Ontology annotation, molecular function: DNA-binding transcription factor activity; protein dimerization activity; sequence-specific DNA binding. Gene Ontology annotation, cellular component: nucleus. Gene Ontology annotation, biological process: regulation of DNA-templated transcription. NCBI's taxonomy places the organism in Eukaryota, Viridiplantae, Streptophyta, Magnoliopsida, Cucurbitales, Cucurbitaceae.